Messenger RNA from Amoebophrya sp. A25, 7454 nucleotides. The record is from the annotation of a GenBank genome assembly. NCBI's taxonomy places the organism in Eukaryota, Dinophyceae, Syndiniales, Amoebophryaceae.
AGCAACUAGUGGACGAUAGUAACUAAGAGCACUUGCUUUUGUGGACUGGAUGAAACAAAAAGAUGUCCACCUCCACCACUGAAACAGCGGGAGAAAGCGAGAGCGACUAUGUCGCGCACUCCUUCCUCUUCAUCAAGGGGACGAUGCUCUGCUGUGCGGCAUUUUUUGCGUGGCAGGUACGUCUAUGAUGAUACCACUCCCUCGACAACCGCUCACUUUCAUUAUCACUAGGCACAACCUCGACAACGGCUCACUCUCCUCCAUUAUCACUAGGCACAACCUCUCCUUCAUUACACUCUCCUCCAUUAUCACUAGGCACAACCAUCAUCACCAUCAUCAUCGUGAUCCCCAUCAUCACCAUCAUCAUCCUGAUCCCCAUCAUCACCAGAAUCAGCAUCUUCAUCACCUCGUUACAACAAGUGUCUCCUUUUUAGUACUUCUCCCUAAAACUACCGAGGUAUUUUUCGUACCUCGUAAAUGGGUCACGCCAAUGAUUGUGACUGCGUUGGUAUGCUUCGUUGCGUGGCAACACUAUGUCCUCAUGGCCGACGAGUGGAAGGAUACCAAAUCUGCUCCGACUGUUUACCGAUAUAUGGACUGGUAUACUAUAAAUACUGUGUCUUUGAUGUAGUUGAUAUCACCUUGUUAGAAAUGGGGAAGGUCUACCGAUAUGUGUCUGUGAUGUUGUUGCUAGAAAUAAAUGAACAAGAAGUUUACCGAAGGUUAUAUGUUUAUGGUUGUGGUGGACCGACUCAAUUUAAGAACUCAGUUUACCGAUAUUGAAGUUUGGCGUCCUUUGACAAGAAUUCCGAAGCUCUUCUCUCCAUGUUUCUGACAGUGCCUCUUUUGAAAAGCGCGAUUCUGAUUCCCGAAAAUCUCUUUAGGUUCCUGACAGUGCCGCUUCAGGUAAUUCUUUUUUACCUCGUGAUACGUGCCGCAACACCUGCAGACAAAAAGCCAGUCCACUUCAGUCUUGCUGUGCGGCUAUUUUAUGGCCAGAAGCGCUAAAGUAGCAUAAUCCUGAAAAAUGAGCCUCUUGCGUCGACUUUUUUACUUGAACAACAACAAGUAGAAUCUUCACCAGCAUCCUUGGCUCGUUGUAGUCGAGCAGUAGUACUGAGAACCAAAAAGCACAAAAAGUAGAAGCAGCUCCUGCAUCUCUAACUCUUCGCAACGUCAUCGCUUAUGCUGCUCUUCGGAUACAUGGGGGAGGUGGACAUAAUGGAUCCGAUCGUGGCGUUUGUGCUGUCGUUCUCCAUGUACGCGCUAGUUCUCUACGAAAUUUUUGGAGGUGAGGCAGCAAAAAUCAAUCGCAAAUUGGGCUUAGACGAAGCGAAGCGCUUUCUUGCUAUAUUAUGAUAUGGUGCUUCGAGUAUGAGCUGCAUGUUGAGAUCAUCAUGGGAUGAAGCCAAUAUGUGAUUCAAGAAAGGCGGGAGCAAUCGCAUUAGCAGUUCUUCCAGUCCCUUAUCGUUCUUCAUCCAUUUGCAUUUACUUCUCCUGCGCUUAUUCCCCCUUUCAUGAUCAAUGUUCAUGUCUCCUCCUGGUGGUAACCCUACCCUAAGCCCUUCAUAACCAAUGUCCGGACAGAUAGACGAGGAGAGCUCGGACGAUGAAGAUGCCGCCAGAAGGGGGAAUCCGAACAAUAUGCUGAGUAGGAGUGAAUUGCAGAACAAGAAAGAGCUGAAGUCGCUGAAAAAGAGCAUAGAACGCGUAACUGGAAGAAAGCAGGAUCCGAAAGCGGUAUAUUUCGUGAUGUUCUCAUCUCAUACCCAUAGUCCUCAUACUCACAAUAUCUCUAUCUGAAGAUGGAAUCUCAGAGGCGAUUAUAUACCCAUAGUCCUCAUACUAUUUAGUACAGUAUCUCUAUAUCUAAAGAUGGCCUUCCAUUAAACUUUCUAAGUACUUAGAAGGACGACCACAUUAUGUCUCUAUCUGCCUAGACAGACAAAAAUGCCUCAACAUCGUCCCCUUCUUUCCAGCUUAUGAUGCAAGAAUUCGAGCGACCAGAAGCUCAAGUAGCCUUCGAGACGAUGCGGUUGAUUUUACGAUAUUGUAGUUGGCUUUCUCAGCGUCAGAAAAUAAGCAUAGAAGUAAGUUCUACUAUACAUAGCAGAGUAGUUUAUAGCACGCAUGGUGCAUGGAGUAGCAUGGAGUGCAUGGAGCGCAGAGCUUUAAGGGGCGCAAGAAGCUCCCCCUUUAGCUCCAUGCUUCUCCAUGUGAUCCAUGCACUCCAUGCCGUGCGAGCUGUGAAACCUCAUAAAUUGCUCUGACAUAGUUCUCAUCUUGUUGCUCGUCGCAAAGAUCUUCACGACGAAGAUCUUGGUUUCUCUUAUUCCGUUAUAUCCUUACGAAAGAAAGUGGACAUAGUCUUUGUUGACUUUGUCUUCUUGUCUUUUUACAAACACACCUCGAACAACCGAACAGCACGCCAGCUCUUCUAAUAUCCGUCCUGAUAGGGUGGAUGCUCUAUCCUGUGGCGUACAUCGUUGGGUAUUCGCAUGCAUCUAAAGAGGAUGGCCAUUGGGUCCUUUCCAGCGGAGAGGAAAAAGCCUUGAACCUGAUUUACAACGUCGCAGAUCUCUUGAAUAAGUUAUGGACAACAUGAGCUUACAACAACAGGAGGGACUUUCACGACUGCCUAAGCACCUCCACUCUCCACGUCCACGCUGUGUAGAAAGACUUCUCGACGAAAAUUCUGCCACGAGUCUACAACUCGUAUGUGUAUGUGCAUGCCUAGUGAAGCUAUACUUAAUCUUCGCCACGCCGUCGCACGUAGCGUCCUGGCUGAUGCGAGAAGCCCUUGAAUCUUGAAUCACACAAGAACCCCUCUCGUCUUCUAAGGUGAUGCGUCUUCGGUUUCGCUAUUUUUUUUGCUGCAGCUUCGGAGACUGAACGAGAUAAGGAGAUCCGCAAUGAAAGGAUACAAGUUGAACGCGUAAAUGCGGAAUAUUUGAUGUUAAGAAAAGAGCAAUACAAGACAGCGUAGCUUUUUUACAAUCAACAUCAAUUUUUUAUCUUUUCCUUUUUCCUCAUCUUCUCUUUUAUUUUUCUCUUCCACCUCCUGCUUCUUUUGAAGCUUGACGAGCUAACUCACGAUCUCUCGACGAAGUAGAAACCAAAGACGAAGUAGGAAAAACCGACGCUGCGCAAGAACUUCAAGUACAAAGAAAAGAGCAAUACAAGAACUUCAAGUACAAAGAAAAGAGCAAUACAACUUCAAGUACAAAGAAAAGAGCAAUACAACUUCAAGUACAUCAAGGGACGUUACAAGGGACACCCGAGGACGGCGCCUGAAGAAGUAACGGAAUCUGCGGUGAUCCGAAGCACUACAACUGGCACAUUACAACUGACACAUCAAAUACAAUAUAGACGCUCUAGCGUGUAGCCCUUCCAACAAUAUAGACGUUCUUGAAGUGAACCACGUGAAGGAGCUCUUAAUGAACUAUAUCGUGGAGAUUCUAAUAUUACCUUCAGGGAAGACGGGUGCUACAUCUACUACGGGCUUGUUUGGUGGCCGGAUGAUGCCUCAGCAAGGCAUGUUUCAACUAGGAGGCGGCAGACUGAUGAUGCCACCACCUGCGGGAGGAGGGUAUGUCUAUGCUUGUUACAUAAGUUUUUUUACUGACAAUGCAUCCAUGAACAAUGUAUGACAAAAAUGUUAAGUAUUUUUUAGCUGCACGCUUUUCGAUCACCCAACGAACCCCACCAAUUGCAGAUUCGGCCCUUUCGGUUUUACAGCAGCCAAGCCAGGAGACGGAGCAGGCGAUGUUCUGGGCGCGUCAAUAAAGAGUAACACGCUAAUGCAGCCGGGAAUUCUUGCGGCGAGCCCUACACUUUUAGGGUAUUGCUAGAUGAACUACUUCUCUGUCUCUUUGGACAUUUUUAGAUGCGGUUCUGUUUCUGAUCAUGUCCGAAACAAAAGAAUCUUGAAUCUUCAAACCAUUUCUUCACCAGUUCGCCAACCGUGCGCGGUGCGAAGGACGCAGGGGAGGGUGCACACAGUGACCGCGGAUCACCGAAAGCAUCAAAUUAAGGUGUGUAGACUAUAAGAAAUAUAUCUUGAACGAACAGAUACCGUGAACAUGAAGAUCCAGAUUUUUCUUCGCCUCCUCUACUUCUCCUCAAGCCUCGUCUAAGUAUCAUUCACGGUGACAGGCGUUGUGUCACCUGGCACCGCUAGUCCGAGAGAGGUGCUCACCGCUGCAGCAGCGCAAGCUUCGCCAGGAAGGAAUGGAAAUAUAGGCUCCUCAUCUUCAUCGCAGCAGCAACAUGAUUAGGAGGCGUUUUAUUUCCCUAUUGGGUAUUCUUAUAAUAUGAUUGACGUUCGUCAAAGUAUUGGAGAUGAGGAUGUAGUUGGCAAAUACAGAAAAAAUUCGUUUCUGGUUUAUGGAGCAUGCCAUAAAUGGUUGUUAAAAAAGCAAGUAGAAGAAGUACUUGGAAGAUUUUUUACGUUCACCAUACAUAGGACCCUCUAAGUACACAGCAACAAUGGCAGUGGUGGGGCAGGUGGAAGCGGCGUGAUGAGCACCGCUGGGAUCCCAGGCGGCGCACCUGUAGCAUUUGGUGGUGGAUUUCCUAGUGGUACGAUGAUGCCGGGACAACAGUUCUUCGCACCAGGAGGGGGCAACUUUAUUUAUGUUGGUGGAAGGAUUUCUUGUAGUUGUACAACGUCUUUCUGCGACGUCCGUGUGCAAAUAUUUCAAGAACAAGUUGUCUUGUCCCUGUACAGCGUUGACGUAGUGAUCAACAUUUUGAAGUAGAGACAUGCCCAAGAGUCCUGAUUCUUCUCGAUCUUGCGUCAAGAAGUCUAAUCCUAGCAAACGCCUGCUUCGGGAUCGUCGUUUAUGGCCGUAACGCCGCAAGCUGGCGGCAUGCAACCUAUGGGAGUGGGGAUGCCCAUGAUGGUGCCACAGCAUCCAAAUAUGAUGCAUAUGCCACAGUUAAGGACUUCUUGUUCUAUCUUAACUAUCAGCAUUUAUAAAUAAGCAAAAAUAGUGAUUUAGAUUUUGACAUCUGUCUGCGUCUGUUGAAGACUCUGAGUGAUUCUCAAAAAAGGUCGUUGACAAGAUUUUCAGGUCUGUCUCCUACUACAACUAGAAGUCGCAUCAACUUCAACAUGAUCUUCAAGAAGCAUUUCCGUGGUAUCAACUUCAACAUGAUCUUCAAGAAGCAUCUUCAACAUGAUCUCCAAGUAAGAAGUACUCAUAUAACGGAGAAUAUUACUGCAGCACAAAUUACACAGUACUAUGAUAGCCUCUCAAUCGAACCUUCUCCUUCUUCCACUAAGACUGCAGUAUAAUUAUGGGUAUCCUGCAAUGGGCUAUAGUGGUCAAGAUUUUGGACGACCAGUGGAUCAUGGGAACACACGCACAAUAGAACGAGGGGCGAGCGGUGGCGGUGGAGGAUGUAUCGACAUUAUAUAUAUUGCAUAGAAGUACUCCCGCUUAAGAGUUCUUCGGAUAUUUUUCAUGAUGAUCAUGAUGAAGUUUACUGCAUCGACGACUCCUGUUCUCGUUCCAAGUACUUACCCUCUUUCCCUUUGAAACUCUUUUUCCCUUUGAAACUCUUUUUCCUUCUAAACGUUGCUCAGGAAGAUGACUUUUUUUCCUCAUGUUUGAUGUCCUUGAUGGUCCGUUCAAAAGAUACAAUCGCGAAUCCGACCUACGGCCGUGGUGUCCCUUCAAAACAAGGUGCCGAUACUCCUUCGGACUUCGAGGACGACGUCGCCCAUAACAUUUCCCUCUCAAAACGAGGCGGACCCAUUGUCAGUUUAUGUUGAAGGGUUUUUCAUAUUCUCAUAAUUAAAAAGAUGAAUAAUUCGAGUUCUUAGAGUCCGCAGAACAAAUUGCAUCUUAUUUGUUUUUCUUGUGCUUUGUCCUCUUAUUUUCUUAGAUGACGAAUCUUUUCAUAAUUCGGUGGCGAAAGUGGAGGUGAUCAGAAGCCGCGACGCGCAAGCAUCUCCGUAGAUCCGUUGACAGGUGGCAUAUCACUCGGAGGUGGUGGGAAGAAACGAAGUAGCAUCACUUAUGGCACUAAGAAUCAAUAAGAAUAAGAAAUGUACCUCUAAAGGGAUUAUCCAGUUAGGGGAUGUACUAUCACUUGCCUAGCGAUACAACCAGCGUCACGUUCUACCUGCGCCUGUGUCGAGGGGGCACUACAACUAGUGUCCUUUCUGAGGUCCAUUAGCCUUACCCCUGCUCUAAAUCACGAUGAACCCAGAGACCGGUGGAAUUUGCAUCGGCGAUGCGAAAAACGGUGGCAUGGAGAUCGUGCUUAAGGGAAGUAAGCGCAGCAGCACCACCAAGUCGCCAGCUAAGAAGGUCAGCGCCGGUGGAGAUGGACAGAUGAUUGUUAUUUCCUAGUAUCUAUGGGAUUCGUAGUAGUACACCGGUUUGACUUUGACUGGUGAGUGUGACUAGAAAGCACUGGAUCAUGAGCCACGACAGUUUAAUCAUCAUGGUAGUACUCCCUACAGGAGGUACAGUAGAAAAAAUAAGUAAAUAUAACGUUUCUAUUUCAGCUGCAGAUCAUAAACUGUAAAUGUCGUGUGACUUUUUUUUUGCAAUUAUUGGUUAGACGACUAAUACUUGACCAUGAUGUGAUUAAUGGUGUGUACCCUUUUAACCUGGCUUUCUAUUUCAUAGGAAGCUGGUAGUUAAUAGAAGGGACCAGCAUUUCCCAGCUGGGCUAGUAUUGGAGUCGGCCUUGAAAUCGGCUGCCAUUUUGUCUCUACGGUGGUCGCGAAUAACCAUAUCACGAGCACACACAUGACAUCAAACAAGAGUAUCUUCUUGCCGUAUAUCCGAAACAAAACCAAUUAUAAUCGUAUCGAUAGAGUCUGAGUCAUCGCGACUACUUGUGGCCUAAACCUAAACCUAAGAACCUAAAAGUUAGUGACCAUCCGCAAGCAUCAACUUCAAGAUGAAUAUUGCACAUUCACGAUCAGCAUCUGCAUCAGAAAGUGAAGAUAAAGUUUCAACAGCAUUAGGCUCGUUGUAGUACUAGCACGUUGUCGUGCAGCAAUAUUUCAGUCCCUUUUCCUGCAUUCUUUGUACAAUCACGGACUUAACUAAAUACGUAGUUGCUUCUCCGUAUUAGGUAGGGCCUUUUCUUUGCACAUGUUGAUUGUUGUACAAGAACAAGUGUCACCCCGAGUCAGUAUGUCAUAUGAGUGAGGUGGAAGUUACCACGCAAGUAGGAUAAGUAUUGAUCAUAGUGGCGUAUUAGUGAAUGCAUAUGCAAGUGAGAUGGACAAGCCCUUCUUUCUGUAGAAGUUGCCAGUUUGCACCCAAAAGUUAGUAAAAACAAAGACCUCAUGUCAGGCACAUCAAUCAAUCAAUCGGUGCGGACGAUGAUUAUGGUCUAUAUUCUUCACCGCCCAACCUAAUCAUGACCAUCUUUCUACUGACCAAUAUUUGCUAUCGAUCUUCAAUGAUGCAAGCAGAAGUCACCUG